GCUCUAAAGUAUUGACAAUUCAAAAACUUCAUAAAUAAACUAUAUUUUCCGUAAUUAUAUUUUGAAUUAUUUGCUUAUCUACCGCGCUAUGUCUAACGCGAUUAAAUUUUGUCUCUCAACAUUCCUAGUUCAACUAAUGUCAUGCAGCGUAACAAGUGAUAAUUUCACAAAUCAAACGGAAAAUGUGAAUGAAACGGAAGAUGAGAUAUAUGACACCGAAAUAGAUGAUAGUUUCACAAAUCAAACGGAAUAUGAGAUAUCUGUCAACACAACAAGUGGUAAUUUCACAAAUCAAACGGAAUAUGUGACAUCUACAACAGAGCGCACUCUCCAGCUGGAGGAUACAACUCACUAUACCCGUUAUAUGGUUUCUUUGCGUUUCCGCACGGCCACGCGUUAUUUUGGUGAUAACCAUUAUUGUGCCGGCGUCAUUAUCGGCCUUCGAUGGAUCGUAACAGCAGCACAAUGCGUAGCCAACCAAGAGAAAGUUCCUGUGCCUCCGCGCUUAAUUAUAAUUGUGAGUGGCACUCCGAAUCGCAUAAAAAAGAGCCCAACCACACGUCUCAUGGCCGUCGACCAAGUAAUUUCGAAUCCGAAUUUCACUUUUCAUACUACCAACGAUAUCGCAUUACUUCAUUUAAAAGGAAAUAUUAUACUAAAUGCACACGUACAAAUUAUGCCACUACCCACAAAACCACCGCCGCAUGGUGCGCGUUGCAUUGUCCUCGGAUGGGGAAGACUUUACUUUGGCGGCCCGUAUGGUUCGAUAGCGUCGUAUCAGUACGUAAGACUCUACACGGAGGAGCAAUGUAAAACAGAUUAUCCGCAUUACAUGCCUGGUGAUUUGUGCGCUGGCAGUACCACAAAUUACGAUAGCAGUCCUUGCGCGGGUUCUGCGGGCGGUCCGCUUAUUUGUCAUAAAAAAUUAGUGGGCGUGAUUUCGUGGACUUUUGGCUGCAGUAAAUAUUCAUAUCCAGGUGUUUAUUCAGAUGUGUAUUAUAAUUUACGCUGGAUUAAAAUGAUGAUAUCAAGGGGCGCUCGUUGGUGGGCGUGCUCGGUUGUGUGUGAUCCGAUUAAUUUGUUGUUAGUAGAUCUGCUAAUAUGGCAUGUUUUGUAAGAAAUAAAUGUAGAGUGGCCCAUUGGG
Anastrepha obliqua is the source of this 1144-nucleotide messenger RNA. Its product is annotated as trypsin-like. The transcript has 5 exons. Gene Ontology annotation, biological process: proteolysis. The record is from RefSeq and is a predicted model, not a curated record. Lineage: Eukaryota; Metazoa; Arthropoda; Insecta; Diptera; Tephritidae. Gene Ontology annotation, molecular function: serine-type endopeptidase activity. Bases 89 to 1117 code for a protein of 342 amino acids.